CUUAUCGGUUUCGGCUUUUAUACAUAGAAGAAAUUUGAAAGCCGAGCCACUUCGCCGCAGCGUGCGACUGAGGAGCAGGCCGCGCGAGUGGUUGGGCGAUUUCUCAAGAAGCGGAGGAAAUUUCGCCACACACUUCGCGGCAUAAACGAGUUACGGCGGCAAGGGCUUAUCGAAAUCGAGAAAUCCGAUGCCAGUGUUGGUGGUGCAGUCAAAAUGCACGCCAAAGUGCGCGGAUCGCACUGGGUCUUGCACGGGCCCGGCGGCUCCGCGACUGUGGUUAGAGACCACAAGUCCUCCGUACAGAAGUCUGGGAACUGACACCUUGCGCAUAUUGAAGCGAACCACCCUCGUUGCUGCUGCGGGUCCGCACACUGCUGAAGCCAAUGUGACAGCCGCUGAAACGUCGGACUUUCAAUUGCUGAAAGGACCCCUCGGCACUUCGAAGAAGAAGUUAGCGGAACUGAUGUCCGAUCCUGAUGGUAUGCUUCGUUCGGAAUCUUAAUCUGUUGAUCGCAUACUAUGAUUACAAAUUAACAAAAGAUUAUGCAACCACAUAAUCAGGACUUGCGAAUACUAGACCUUAAGACAAUUUCUUAUGCUUGCACAUAAAUCUGACGAUCAUCAUCUUUCUACUUCCACUUCUUGGGCUAUGUCAUAACCAUCUUGUAUCCAUACGACCUUAACAUAUAAGGUCAUGGAUCUGAAAUUUUUUGGAACCCUCCUGUUAUUGUUGACAAGGAGCAGAAAAAUG
Messenger RNA from Amoebophrya sp. A25, 751 nucleotides. Lineage: Eukaryota; Dinophyceae; Syndiniales; Amoebophryaceae. The record is from the annotation of a GenBank genome assembly.